Larimichthys crocea (large yellow croaker) is the source of this 452-nucleotide messenger RNA. RefSeq names its product fucolectin-5-like. Lineage: Eukaryota; Metazoa; Chordata; Actinopteri; Sciaenidae. The annotation marks the transcript as partial. The transcript has 2 exons. The record is from RefSeq and is a predicted model, not a curated record.
AGUUGGUAAAAUUGACAAUUGGUGAUGCAACCUUCAUUAAGACCUUCACUGGUCGCGUGGAGGGACGUUAUGUGACUUUGCUUCUACCUGGUUCAGGAAAAUACCUUACACUGUGUGAAGUGGAGGUCUACGGGUACCCUGCCCCAACCAGGGCAUGUCAUGGCGAGAACCUGGCCGUUCAAGGAAAAGCCUCGCAGUCGUCACUGUUUGAAUUUGGUCUUGCAAACAAUGCCAUCGAUGGAAAUCAUGACAGCAAGUGGGAACACGGCUCCUGCAGUCACACAUCCAACGACAUCCACCCCUGGUGGAGACUGGACCUGGGCAAAACCCACAAAGUGUUUUCUGUGAAGAUUGCCAACAUAGAUACUGAGUCAGAGCAACUCAACGGAGCUGAGAUCCGGAUUGGAGAUUCCCUUGGGAACAAUGGCAACAACAACAAGAUGACCUGGACG